Messenger RNA from Fusarium tjaetaba, 828 nucleotides. RefSeq lists its product as uncharacterized. The transcript is spliced from 3 exons. Lineage: Eukaryota; Fungi; Ascomycota; Sordariomycetes; Hypocreales; Nectriaceae. The record is from RefSeq and is a predicted model, not a curated record. Bases 1 to 828 code for a protein of 275 amino acids.
AUGACUGCCGAUGACAGCGACGAGGAGAUUCAUGUCCUUAUCGAGGACCCUGACCUUUCUGCUGGAUACCCCAGAUAUGUCCCUGAUGACCCUUUGGAGAUCGCCCGCCGUGCCGCCUACUUGGAGAUGCUGAAGAAAGAAACUGGAGAAGACAGAAGCCUGCUAGACAUGAUAGCGCCGCGUCAGACACCAAAGGAGUGGCUUCAGAGUCUCACCAUGGUUGACUUUGCAGACCCUUCCGCUGUCGUUAGCCUUCUCCUGGACUUGGCUACCAACAACGUCCCGCACUUCGAUCUGGUUACCAACAUAAACCGACAGUUUUCUCUUCCUGUUCCCAGCGCUCAUCCGGGACUGCUGUGUCUUGAGUUUACCAGUCAGUCCAGUAUCUUUGCUGCUUUGGACGAAGGCGAGACUCCCAAACCGUCAGCAGCUUGUAUACCCCUCCCUUCUGUCGUCCUGCCGAUCGGGCAGUUACAGAAACGAUACAAGAACACGGGGGGCAUCCCAUACUCCGUCGAUACUGAAUAUGUCCUGGUCGUCGAUGCUAUCGCGGAUAAGAACCCUCUCUGGCUGAUUUUCGAUCGACGUAUCAGAAGUCACGAGGAAGAUGGGGCCUACGUCAAACCACACAUGGUUCCGCUUGUAUUCAGCAGGACAGAAAGGAAUUUUGAUGCAGCCCAAGUGUUGCCAAGCGUCCAAGACUGGAUCAAAUCUUAUGGCACCCUCGAUCUCGCGCAAAUUCGGGAUUCUUUUCAACAAACAGGGAUGACAGGAGAAAUCAGGGCUAGAAACGUAACUUCCGCGGAUCUUCCUGCGUCCUGGCGCUGA